Molecule: messenger RNA, 782 nt
Organism: Drosophila subpulchrella
Lineage: Eukaryota; Metazoa; Arthropoda; Insecta; Diptera; Drosophilidae
Exons: 2
Coding region: 126-749 (207 amino acids)
Cellular component (GO): cytoplasm; nucleus
Source: RefSeq, a predicted model, not a curated record
UAAGUUUUCAGCACUAGGCUGUCAAUAAUGAAGUAUAAUCUAAGUAGGCCUGUCAAAUCAAUGUCAAAUGGUCGACUAUCAAAACCAAAAACCCUCAGUCAUUGUGUAAAAAUUAAUAGCCCAGCAUGGACUACCUAGACAUUGAAUCCUUCCGUUCAAGGUACAGCGAUAUAACCGUGACGGCCGUGCCCGCUCGCUCCCAGGCGGAGGAGGAGCAGCAGCCGAUGGCCAUGGACCCGGAGAUGGAAGCCAAGCAGAAUGAGCCGCGAGUGGAGAUCACACGGGUUAAUGGAGGUGCUCCUUCGGAGCUCAGCUCCACGAUGAAUCUAACGAUGGUCCAGCGAAACAGGCAGCAACAAAAUGCCAAUGCAUUUGCCUACGCCACCGAAUACAAGGAGGUUAUGGCUAAACUGGAGUACACCAAGUACAUGCAGAACCAGCUCCAGCUGAUGUCAUUGGCGAAUGGAGGGGGGAGUGCUGGUGGAGCUGGUAUUGAUGGCCUUUGUGGGAUGAUGCCAACAUCUAUAAAUCUGGAUGCCAAUGCCAACAUAGAGGACAAGUACUCUGAUCUACUGAAUACCCUGGCCGAGAUGCGUUCCGAAUUGGCGCCAACGAUUAUGGGAUUGCGGGCGCCCAAGGACCGCCUUCAUCGGGACAUAGCCCAAGCCAGGUAUACGGUGAGGGAGUGCAUCCUGCUCCUGGAGAAGGAUUGUCAGCAGGAGAGCGAAGGUAGCCCCACCGGUGAGUGACGUCACUAGGGGUUAUCCAUCUCUGCAUUGUUA